Austrofundulus limnaeus is the source of this 1598-nucleotide messenger RNA. RefSeq names its product annexin A1a (gene anxa1a). The record is from RefSeq and is a predicted model, not a curated record. Gene Ontology annotation, molecular function: phosphatidylserine binding; calcium-dependent phospholipid binding; calcium ion binding. Lineage: Eukaryota; Metazoa; Chordata; Actinopteri; Cyprinodontiformes; Rivulidae. Gene Ontology annotation, biological process: phagocytosis; cellular response to glucocorticoid stimulus; negative regulation of coagulation. Bases 142 to 1164 code for a protein of 340 amino acids. The transcript is spliced from 12 exons. Gene Ontology annotation, cellular component: plasma membrane; nucleus; cytoplasm.
AUGGAGGGGAGGAGGCUGGGUUGGCCCUGUUUCUAGGUGGGGUUAGCUGCUGUAUAAAAAGUCUCUGUUUGGAUCUACAACGCCCCUGGAACCAACACAGAAAAGUCACUUCUCGUCACUUCUGUCCUCUUAAGCAACACGAUGGCGAAACCAUGUUCCAUCGGUGACUACUUGACGCAAUUCGUCUAUCUGGGCAUGCCUGAUGAGUCACUCAUGCAGAACGAAGGAACAGUGACAGCAGCACCCAACUUCAACCCCAGCGCAGAUGCAGCAGUCCUGGACAAAGCCAUCAAAGCAAAGGGUGUGGAUGAAAACACCAUCAUUGAAGUUCUGGUCAAAAGGAGCAACGAGCAGAGACAGAAAAUCAAAGAGGCUUACCAGCAAGCCACUGGCAAGCCUCUGGACUCAGCUCUGAAAAAUGCUCUGAGUGGAGAUCUGGAGGAUGUGGUGCUCGCUCUUCUGAAAACACCAGCCCAGUACGAUGCUUGUCAGCUAAAACAGGCAAUGAAGGGUCUUGGAACAGAUGAGGACACCCUGGUGGAGAUUCUUGCCUCCAGAAACAACAAGCAGAUCCUGGACCUGAAGAAAGCCUACAAAGAAGAAUUCAAGAAGGAUCUGGAGCAGGACAUCAGGUCUGACACCAGUGGAGACUUCAGGGCUGCCCUCUUGGCUCUCUGCAAGGCCGGCAGGACUGAAGGAGUUAGUGAGCAGUUGAUUGACAGCGAUGCCAGGGCUCUGUACGAGGCUGGGGAGGGCAAGAAGGGCACAGACUGCGCCGUCUUCAUCGACAUCCUGACCACCAGGAGUGCCUGUCAUCUUCGCAAAGUCUUUGAGAAGUACUCAAAGUACAGCAAAGUGGAUGUGUCCAAAGCUCUUGACCUGGAGCUGAAGGGAGAUAUAAAGAACUGUCUCAAAGCAAUAGUGCAAUGUGCUGGAAGCAGGGCUGCAUUCUUUGCAGAAAGGCUCUACUUGGCCAUGAAGGGUUCAGGUACCCGCAAACCUAUCCUGACCCGCAUCAUGGUGAGCCGUUCUGAGAUCGACAUGAAACGGAUCAAGGAUGAGUACAAGAAAAAAUACGGCAAAACCCUCUACCAGGAUAUUCUGGAUGACACAAAAGGAGACUACGAGAAGAUCCUUCUCGCUCUUUGUGGGGGUGAAAACUAAAAAUAUGUCAUUGGGAACAAAGUGCAAAGAAGCCAAAUAUCCUCCAUGAUGUCCAUCUGUGGCAAAUCACCCAUUUUCUCUUCACCCAUAUCGUGCCUUAUGCAAAUUUGUGGAGAAGUAAAGAGAUGUCAUGAUAUUUAGCAACAAGUAUAAGAAUUUCAUGAAAUUGGCGCUGCUUCCGCGAAAAGAUUUUUGCCCUGGGAACUAAGAUUUAUUCCAAAAAUGUUCAGCAUUGACCUUACAACAGCAUGCCACUAGAACUGUGCUCCCGAAUAUUCUAUGUUUUUUUUUUUAUUUUACACUUGAAGCUCAUGAAACUCAGGAUGGGUAAUGCAGUGUUCAUGACAUAUACUUAUAAUCAUGUUACAAAUAUUAAGUGGGAGAAAUUCUACUGAAGGAGCUUUCGUAUCUGCAAAUAAAGGUUUUAAAAUGAA